Messenger RNA from Hydractinia symbiolongicarpus, 540 nucleotides. Its product is annotated as ankyrin repeat domain-containing protein 42-like. NCBI's taxonomy places the organism in Eukaryota, Metazoa, Cnidaria, Hydrozoa, Anthoathecata, Hydractiniidae. Gene Ontology annotation, molecular function: protein binding. The record is from RefSeq and is a predicted model, not a curated record. The transcript is spliced from 2 exons. The coding region runs from base 1 to 540 and encodes 179 amino acids.
AUGUCACGUGAUCCCAGUCAACCGCAACUCGAAAAAAUCAUUAUAAAUGGCGAUGUCAAGACAUUUCAAACAAUUCUUAUUGAUCAUCCAAAUAUCGUUAAAAUGAGAGAUGUUCAUGAAACAACACUGUUGAUGGAAGCAGCAUAUCACAACAAUCCAUUAAUAGUGAAAUGCUUGAUUGAUGUUGGUAGUGAUGUGAAUGCUGUGGAUAAAUAUAAAUCGAAUGCAUAUCACUACAGUUAUGAUCAUCAUGAUGUUUUGAAAGUUUUAAUUAAUCAUGACGUCACAAACAUUAACAACGUAAACAGUUACAAUAACACACCAUUACAUCUUGCAUCUGCUUAUGAUCAUAUUGAAUGUGUGAAAUUGCUGUUGUCUAUACCACACAUCGAUGUAAAUAUACGAAACAUUAACAAUGACAAACCAUUACAACUUGCAUCUUGUUACGGUCAUAUUGAAUGUGUGAAUUUGUUGUUGUCUAUAACUGCUUAUGAUGAUACUCGUAAUAACACUAUCAAACAUUUAUUACAAGAACAUUAG